This is a messenger RNA of Strongylus vulgaris, 174 nucleotides long. NCBI's taxonomy places the organism in Eukaryota, Metazoa, Nematoda, Chromadorea, Rhabditida, Strongylidae. The record is from the annotation of a GenBank genome assembly.
AAAGGACCCGUCAACUGCAAAACAAGAUCUCGAGUAGAAGUCAAGGCACCCGGUAUUAUUCCUCGUUUAUCUGUGCGUGAACCUAUGCUUACGGGAGUGAAAGCCGUCGAUUCGCUAGUACCUAUUGGUCGUGGACAGCGUGAACUGAUCAUUGGAGAUCGUCAGACUGGGUAA